GUCUCAUCAGCUUGCAUCAGCUGGGAAACAACUAUGCAAUGACGCCAAUGAUCAAGAAUGAUCAGAAAUAAUGCGUUUUGUCCCGGUUCAGUUACGUUUGCGUUAAAUAAUCUACAUUUACAUGUAUCAUAAACUAAACUAAGUUUAUGCAAUGGAGGAAGAUGGUGGAAAAAGAAUGAGGGGUAGGUCUCGAGGAAGGGCUCGUGGCAGACCAAGAGGUCGAGCCAGAGGACGAGCUAAAAAGGCAGUCAAGGUUAUAGAGAGCGAUGAAGAGGAAACCCCUCAAUUAGCAGAAGAAACCCCAAUGGAAACAAAUAGGGCAGAACCCGAGCAGCAUGAACAACCUCCACAACAGAUUCAGCAACCAUUACCGGAACAGCAAUUUGAUUUAGAAGCAGAUAUAUCCCAGUUGGAAGCACCAACUUUUACUACUAUCAAUAGAGCACCUCCAGAACCGAUGUUGCGAUUACGUUGGGAUCAUCGGGUUAAUCUCAUUGGAGAAAAAGUUCUUAACCCAAUGAUACAUUGCUGCGAUAAGUGUCUUAAGCCAAUCCUAAUCUAUGGAAGAAUGAUUCCUUGUAAACAUGUGUUUUGCUUAUCAUGUGCUAAGCGAGAAGAUAAAGUCUGUCCUCGAUGUAUGGAAAAAGUUUCUAGAGUGGAGCAGACGGGCUUAGGUACUGUGUUUAUGUGCACCCAUGGUGGUACUAGAUAUGGAAAUGCUGGUUGCAGGAGGACAUAUCUAAGUCAACGAGAUUUACAGGCUCAUAUCAAUCACCGACAUAUUUCGGCUCCACCUCAACCGGUUCAAGGUAUUCAAGUGGACCCGCCACAGUAUGUGCAUUCAAAAUCAGAGAUUGAUUCACAGAUGGCAAAAGUUCCACCUGUACCGAUACAAAAUAGCCGUAUGAAACAAGUACCAUCUCAUAUGGUACAGCCAAUAAUGGGAAAUGAUCCCAGAGUUAAUUCUAUAGUGAAUCAACAAACUGUCGAUCACAGACCACAACAUAGACCUCAACCAAUAAUUCCCAUGCAGAAUUAUUCUCAAAAUUCUGCGCCACCACCACCACCAACAAACCCCCCAAUGAGGACUAAUUUAAUCACGGUACCUAUUCAAGAUACAACCAUAACGUCUCACGAACUACAUUCGCAACAAAAUCAUCACUAUUAUCCUCAACAAGUUGGAUACGGAGGGUACAAUGUUCCUCCUCCGGUAUCACAAACUCAACAAUAUUAUUCUCAACCGCAACAUCCGUCUCAAGUCGCAUAUGUGCCACAACCUCCCCAACAGCAGUACGUGUCCUCUGCCCCGAGUACUCUCAGGCCGUCACCUAGUGGGUACAUACAGGACCCACAGUACGGUCCUCCACCACAGCAGCAACCUCCUCAACCGCAAUGGACUCAGCAUCAACAGCAGUUCUAUAGAUAGGACACACCACAGUGAUUUAAUAAAUUUUAAUAGAUUUACUGUUCGUGUUAUCGAUUAUCUGUCUUAAAGUGAGAUAAUCGUAAUAUGACAUCGUGUUAGUCACUGAUGUGUGAAUGUAUAUAUUGGCGAUUGUAUUCAUAUAUAUACAUAUACACACAUAACCUGCAGCUUUAAGCUGUCUGAAAUUUAUGCUGCCCAAAUAUACUGUUUAAAACAAAUACGUGAUAAGGGACAACUAAACAUUUACUGUGCUCAUUCGGCAAUAAAAACAUUUUCUUAACCGUUUAAA
Messenger RNA from Orussus abietinus, 1715 nucleotides. It is a transcript of the gene Hakai, whose product is annotated as E3 ubiquitin-protein ligase Hakai. The transcript is spliced from 5 exons. The record is from RefSeq and is a predicted model, not a curated record. Lineage: Eukaryota; Metazoa; Arthropoda; Insecta; Hymenoptera; Orussidae. Gene Ontology annotation, biological process: regulation of cell adhesion; protein ubiquitination. Gene Ontology annotation, molecular function: ubiquitin protein ligase activity. Bases 152 to 1426 code for a protein of 424 amino acids.